AUGUCUUUCCAAGGCCUCGUUUGGGCAUGUCUUGCCGCAACGGUUGUUGCUCACGGCGGUCAUGAAGCUGUUCCAGAAGGCGAAUCCAUCUCCAAGGACCCUAUCGACGCCACCCUCUGGGUCCAUAUGAUCCUCAUGGGCCUGGCAUUUGGUAUUAUCUUUCCGAUCGGCAUGGUUCUCGGUAUCGUUCGCUCCCGCUGGCACGUCCCUGUGCAAACUGUCGGCACCGUCAUUGGUGUCCUUGCCUACUUCCUCGGCCACGCCCACAAGGGUCGCCAAUUCGACAAAAAUGUUCACGCCUCGGUCGCAAACUGGUUUAUGCUCGGCCUUGUCGCGCAAGUCGCCCUGGGUGUGUACCUCAAACUGCAUUUGGAGAAGGGUGGUCAAGCACGCAUCCGGUGGAUUUUCGUUCUCGCGCACAGUAUCCUGGGUAAGAUUAUGCCAGUUGUGAGCUGGACGCAGAUGGUGUUCGGUGGUAUCGCCGCCAUGGGCUUCUGUCGCGAUGAUCAUCUGGGUCAAUGUCUGGCGCAUUUCAUCAUGGGCUCUGCGUUCAUCGGAUAUGGUAUCUGCUUGACGAUCUUGCUGCUUGUCGGCCAAUACUGGCUGCGCAAGACGGGUCGCAGUCAGGAAUUCUUUGAUUCUUUCAUCAUCGCCGCUUGGGGUUGCGUGAACACGUUUACUGAGCACCGGUGGGGCGGCCCUUGGGUUCACAACGAUCUGCAGCACACUACCAUGGGUAUCGUGUGGUGGGCGGCUGGUUUGCUCGGCAUGUGGCUUAGUCGUAGUCGCACCGGACAACCUAAGCGCAACCUCAUUCCCGCCAUUGUCAUCAUGCUCACUGGGUACGCCAUGUCGGCCCACACCCAGGAGCUCAUGAUCAGCACCAUGGUGCACGCCAUCUUCGGGUACACUUUGAUGGGCGCCGGUCUAGCUCGGGUCAUCGAGAUCUCCUUCAUCCUGAAGGACAAGCCGGCUCUUUCAGAGCCCAACAGCUUCCAAUACGUGACCCCCUUCUUGCUCUACGCCUCUGGAUUCCUUUUCAUGGGUGCCACCGAGGAGCAGAUGGUCAUGUUGAACAACGCAGGCAUCAUGCACGUGUCUUACGUCCUGAUCCUCUACAGCGUUGCGUUUAUUGUUUUCCUUUUCGUCAACGUUUUACUGCAUAUCUACGCAGUCCACGCUUGGCCCAACUCCGACUCCACAGAUCAGGAUGGACCCAAGUACACAAGCAUCAACCGAAACGGAAACGCCAAUGGCAACGCCAACGGCCACGCCCGCUCCACCUCGCAGCAGAUCCAGGAUGCUGAGGCCUACGAGCUGCACGGCUUGGUCUCUGAUGAUGAGGAGGACCUGCCCAUGGGACCGCGUCGGAACAGCGACGAAGAGCUCGGCAAAUAG
This is a messenger RNA of Penicillium olsonii, 1398 nucleotides long. The record is from the annotation of a GenBank genome assembly. NCBI's taxonomy places the organism in Eukaryota, Fungi, Ascomycota, Eurotiomycetes, Eurotiales, Aspergillaceae.